AUGGCGUUGACAUCGGUAGGGCUCUGUCACAUGUUCAGUUGUAGAUUGAUGCUAAUGUAUAAAAGUGGAAAGCAUUCCGCUUCUUCGAUGUCUCCCAGGUCCGAUUUCCGGACGGCGACGGCGCGGUGUCGCUGGACGUAUGCAACGCAAUGAAUACUCCCCUACAUCCGAGCAGAGACUGAUUCUCGCAGCAAACAAGCACUAGUUGCGUGAGCUCUGGAUCCGACCGGAUCUUCGUUGGAACUCCAAGCAGCGUGGUCCACAUCUUGGAUCAGAGCUUCAAAUCCACGCGCUCGUGGAAGGCACACGAUGCCGGGAGCAUCACACACAUCGUUCAGCUUCCCGACACGGCCUACCUGCUCACGCUUGCCGAGACGCUCCAGCACGAGCCCGAGUUGAAAGUCUGGACGCUGGAACACAACGACAAAAAGACCGGUAAUCCGCGGUGUUUGUGCCAACUGACCGUCCAGAACGGCAGGAAGAACUUCCCGGUCAGCGCUGUUUCCGUCACCAGCGAUCUUGCGCAGCUGGCUGUCGGCUUCGCAAACGGUGCUGUUACAGUCGUCCGUGGCGACCUGAUCCACGAUCGUGGCACCCGACAGCGUACUGUCUUCGAAUCCGAAGAGCCCAUCACUGGUCUGGAAUUUCGAGAAGCAAACACGACAGCCCUAUACAUCGCAACCACUUCACGAAUCUUGGCACUUGCCAUUACCGGCAAGGCGCAGGGUACACCUGCACGGUCUCUGGAUGAAUCCGGCUGUGCUGUUGGUUGCAUGAAGCUCGACCCGCACUCCAAUGAGCUGGUCGUUGCCAGAGACGAUGCCAUCUACACAUAUGGCCCGCGCGGCAAGACGGGUUCCAAUGCUUAUGAGGGCGUCAAGAAGCUUGUGGAUGUGCACAAAGACUACGUGCUGGUAGUCUCGCCACCGGCAAGCAACCUCGGACGAGCUACUGGGCUACGUGCCUUUGCUGGUACCCGAGCCGACGAGAUCUUCAAUACCAGCACAUUUUCUAUCCUGAACACUGAUCUGAAAUUCAUUGCCCAUUCCGAAGCAGUGUCGAGCCAAAUCAGCAGCAUAUUCACCAUCUGGGGUGAUAUCUUCUUAUUGACAAUCGACGGAAAGCUCUACCGAUACCACGAGAAGUCCUUCCAGCAGAAGCUCGAGGAUCUGUAUCGGCGCGACCUUUACGUCCUGGCAAUCAACAUGGCACAGAAAUACAAAGUGGACGCCGUCCAGCAAAAUGUCAUCUUCCGCAGAUAUGGUGACUAUCUCUACCAAAGAGGUGAUUACGAUACUGCGAUGCAGCAAUAUCUGCGGGCAAUCGACAACACAGAGCCGUCUCAGAUCAUCCGCAGAUUCUUGGACAAUCAGCGAAUACGGAACUUGAUUGAUUAUCUGGAGGAGCUCCACGAGCACAACAAAGCAACAUCAGACCACACAACGCUUUUGCUAAACUGCUACGCGAAGCUGAAAGACGUGGACAAGCUGGAAGAGUUCAUUAAACAGCCUGGAGAUCUCAAAUUCGAUCUCGAUACUGCUAUCCUAAUGUGUAGGCAAGGAGGCUACUACGACCAAGCUGCCUUCUUGGCAAGACGACAUGAGGAACAUGGUCUGGUAGUUGACAUCUUGAUCGAGGAUCUCAAGAAGUAUGCCGAAGCACUUGCGUACAUCGUCCGUUUGGAACCGAAAGAAGCGUAUCCCAACUUUAUGAAGUACGGGACGGUGUUGCUGGAGCAUUGUCCGGGAGAAGCAACUCAGCUGUUCAUCGACUACUUCACCGGGAACUUCAAUCCCAAAAAGGACGCUGUCAUUGUCCAAGAAGCGCCGGCUACACCACAGCAGAGCGGCGGUCUCGGUAACAUGGCCACGUCAGCAGCGCAGAAUCUUGCCUCUUUGAUUCCGCUCCCGUACAUGAGCACCAGCGCCCUUCAAACCCCAGCGGCCAAAGACGGCGGCAACCAAACGACAGUCAGCCAAGCCCAAGUGGUCGAAACACUCACCGAAGGCGAAUACGUUCCCUACGAAGUCCCCAAACCUCGAACAGCCUUCUCCGCCUUCAUCGACCACCCCGACUCCUUCAUCACCUUUCUCGAAGCCUGUGUCAGCAGCAACGGCGUCCAAGAAUCCAACAAAGAAGACCUCCAGACAACGCUCUUCGAAAUGUAUCUCCAUGAAGCCAACGUUGCAUCCAACUCGGAGGAAAAAGCACACUGGGAGGCCAGCGCCAAGAAACUCAUCGAGCAACAAGACGGAUCGAUCGACACAUCCAACAUCCUCCUCCUCUCCGACCUCGAGAAAUUCCGCCAGGGCACCAUCCUCGUCUCGGAAAAGCAAGGUCUUCGCUUCGACGUCUUCCGAUCAUAUACCGCCGCGAAGGAUACCCAAGGCGCCAUCAAAGCCCUCCGCAAAUACGGCCCCGAAGAACCCCAACUCUACCCCACCGCCUUGGCAUACUUCACCUCCUCGCCGUCCAUCCUCGCCGAAGCGAGCGCCGAGGUGGAAAACAUCCUCCAGAAGAUCGACGCCGACGGCCUCAUGGCCCCCUUGCAGGUCAUCCAGACCCUCUCCACCAACCCCGUCGCCACCAUGGGUCUGGUCAAGACGUACCUCUCCCGCACCCUGUCCAGGGAAAGAGGCGAGAUCGCCGCGAACCGCAAACUCAUCGACUCGUAUCGCGGCGAUACCCAGACCCAAGCCGCGGAGUUGCAGGACCUGGCCACGAAGCCGCAGUCUUUCAGCGCGACGCGGUGUUCCGCGUGCGGCCGGACGCUGGAAUUGCCCACGGUGCAUUUCAUGUGUAAGCAUUCGUUCCACCAGUCGUGCCUGGGGCUGGGGGAGCAGCGGCGUGAUGGCGGGGAUGAUGAUGAUGAUGAUGAUGAUGAUGAUGGGGGCGAGUGUCCGAUCUGUGCUCCAAGGAAUCUCAUCGCGAGACAGAUGCGCGAGGCGCAGAUUGAGAGUGCGGGGAGGCAUGAUUUGUUCGAGGAGAGUUUGAGGGGUGCGGCGAAGAGUGAGACGGGCAGGUUUGGCGUGAUUGGGGAUUGGUUUGGACGGGGGGUGAUGAGUGUCAAGGGGCCGGCGGGUACUACUGUGGCGGAAUGA
Messenger RNA from Lecanosticta acicola, 3101 nucleotides. NCBI's taxonomy places the organism in Eukaryota, Fungi, Ascomycota, Dothideomycetes, Mycosphaerellales, Mycosphaerellaceae. The record is from the annotation of a GenBank genome assembly.